GGUAGCGGCAGAUUCCACCUCGUCUCGCGAUUUCUUCGCAAUAGUUACACACUUGUGUCAUCAAUCUCUCGCCCGAUUUUCCGCCCGUUCUCAGUGCGUUUUGAUCUCGCAUGGGCAUCGUUGCUGUUGCGUGAGUUGCAGUGGAGUUUAGGUGUUUCAUUUGCUAGGGUCUCGUGGAACAACAGGAUUGUGUUUUUUUGUUUUGUUUUGUUUUGUUUUGUUUUGUUUUUUUUUUUUUUUCUCUAUCUCUAUUUUUUAGCUUUUAGUUUUAUUUUUAUUUUUGGAAGAGGUUAGCGAGCGGAUGAUCAAGCGGAAGCAUGUCUGGAGGGUGAUGGAAACGGGGAUGGAUUUCGGCGAAGAUGUUUGGAGAGCAUGACUGUUGUUAAUAGUUGUUAGCUUCUGGUGUGUUGGAGAUUUAUGAAGCGCGCGACGGUGCAGGAGGGGAUUAGAUUGUGUGUAUGGAGAUAGGCGAGAGAAAGGGUUUAGCGUGGGGCUGUUACUAGAGUGGACUCUCUUCCGAGCUUGUCGUAGCUCAGCGCGACAGGACGGAUUGCUUCUGCGACCAUGGGCGACGAUAAAGCUUCACCAUCGCGACAGGAGGGGAGUGACAGGGAGUUGCUCAUGGUUGGACAUGGAGAGGAUUUAGAGGAUCCUCAGAAACCCGGCCAGCCUUCACCUUCAGCUUAUCGUCCAGGACGGGAGAUCGCUCGGCUACCAAGUUCACAUUUGAGAAAUACUGGAAGAUCUGGAAGUGUGAAAGGAGGAGCAAAUCAGGCGUUUUCUGGUUUCUUCUCAAAUUGGGCAUCGAAGAAGUUCAUGAGCGGCUGCGUUAUCCUGUUGCCCAUAGCGGUUACAUUCUACAUUACGUGGUGGUUUAUCCAAUUUUUCGACAGCUUCUUUUCUCCAGUUUAUGAUUAUCUCGGCAUUCAUGUGUUUGGACUUGGCUUUGUGACAUCAUUUGCGUUCAUAUUUCUGGUGGGAGUAUUUGGAGCAUCGUGGAUUGGAACAUCUGUGAUAACGGUUGGCGAAUGGUUCAUCAAGCGCAUGCCACUUGUGAAGCAAGUUUACUCUGCUUCGAAGCAAAUUAGUGCUGCCAUUUCUCCAGAUCAAAAUACACAGGCAUUCAAAGAGGUAGCUAUAAUUCGCCAUCCUCGAAUUGGAGAGUACGCGUUUGGGUUCAUCACUUCCACGCUUGUUCUUCAGAACGAGUCUGGGGACGAGGAGCUGUGCAGUAUAUAUGUACCUACGAAUCACCUUUACAUCGGCGAUAUUUUCCUUGUGAAUUCGAAGGACGUGAUCCGACCGAGCUUGUCCGUGCGGGAAGGCAUCGAGAUUGUGGUGUCGGGAGGAAUGUCGAUGCCGCAAGUGAUAACGCCGAUGUCAUCUCCUCCAUCAAAUCGAGUCAUUGUAUCGAGAUGAAGGGCUUGUAUGUGGAUUUUUCGGGGCACAGUGCGGACCCCGUCGGAUGGUGGGUGGUACACCAUUGAAAGAGCCGAGUAUGGUCGGAACCGGCCAUUUGAAGAAUAGUAGUCUGAAGGAGGGGUGGGAUUUUCUUCUUUAAAUUGCUGAUGUUGGAGGGGCUCCGUUGAUGAAGUCGCCUCCUCCAUCUUUUUGUACUCAAGCCACGUCCUUGUUGGUACGUGGAGUUAGUUUUCGUCGCUGAAUUGGGCUGGAAUGUAGGUAACAGUGUCGCAAGCUUGAAUGGUCAAAGCACGAUGCUGUUGUGUUAAUUUUGCAGUUUUAGGCUCAUUUCUACCCGGUGUGCUUACUUUCAUGCAUUUGCUUGAUUUUUGUAUGGGCAGCACUCUCUGCUAAGGUUUCUUGUAUUUUGUGAAUGGUUGUAUUAGAGCUGCUUUUUUAAUUU
Messenger RNA from Physcomitrium patens, 1864 nucleotides. Its product is annotated as protein LIKE COV 1. Lineage: Eukaryota; Viridiplantae; Streptophyta; Bryopsida; Funariales; Funariaceae. The record is from RefSeq and is a predicted model, not a curated record. Gene Ontology annotation, cellular component: Golgi apparatus.